Thunnus maccoyii (southern bluefin tuna) is the source of this 5697-nucleotide messenger RNA. It is a transcript of the gene ube2r2, whose product is annotated as ubiquitin-conjugating enzyme E2R 2. The transcript has 6 exons. Gene Ontology annotation, biological process: protein polyubiquitination; ubiquitin-dependent protein catabolic process. The record is from RefSeq and is a predicted model, not a curated record. Gene Ontology annotation, molecular function: ubiquitin conjugating enzyme activity. Bases 656 to 1438 code for a protein of 260 amino acids. Lineage: Eukaryota; Metazoa; Chordata; Actinopteri; Scombriformes; Scombridae.
GUCACGUUCAGACCCGUACGUGCUUUUACGUUCCGCAGACACGCGCAAUGAUAGCCGGAAGCAUCGAUGGGAGGAAAAUAAAAAUCGAUUAAAACCACUGUAAUUCGCGAGUGUAAAACCUCUCACUUUGUCCUUUUUCCGCGACCGUAGGCUCGAAUUGAUUGGCCUCUAACGCUGCCACUGAGACGGAGGGGACGGCAGAGAGCAGAAGAGCUGCUCCGUUUGAAACCAAGUUGCUCGGGUAAGAGGGUUUAGCUGACGUGUGGAGAAGUUGAGACUGCCAGAGAGCAGAUAAACAAACAUAAACACGCAGGGAUCAGCUGAGCGCCCGUUUCCGAACCGAGCCAGCAGCGCGGAGAGAUGUCAGGGGGAGCGAGUUUGCUCUUCUGCGCCCGAGAAUGAUCCGCAGGAGACGGUGACUUCACACUGACACUAGCUCCAUGUCAACUGUCAACACUGGCACACAAAGAAUCUCGGAAACACAACACGAGGACCAGCCAUAGGCAUUAGCAGAAAACCCACUGCUCCUGCCACUGUCUCUUUGUCAACACAUAGCCAGGCUAGCAUGGACAACCAAUGACUUUACCCUCCAGUUUUCAGCUGUAACGAAACGAGUACCUAUUACAGUGCAAGGAGACAGAGAAGUGGGAUUAACAUGGCCCACCAGGCAACCCCUAGUUCCCAGAAGGCCCUGAUGAUGGAGCUGAAGUCUCUGCAGGAGCAGCCAGUGGAGGGUUUCCGCAUCACACUGGUGGAGGAGUCUGACCUCUACAACUGGGAAGUGGCCAUCUUCGGGCCCCCCAACACCCUGUAUGAGGGAGGCUACUUUAAGGCUCACAUCAAGUUCCCAGUUGACUACCCGUACUCCCCACCAACCUUCCGCUUCCUCACCAAGAUGUGGCACCCCAACAUCUAUGAGAACGGGGAUGUGUGCAUUUCCAUCCUGCACCCUCCUGUCGAUGACCCUCAGAGCGGGGAGCUGCCCUCUGAAAGGUGGAACCCCACACAGAACGUCAGAACCAUCCUGCUUAGUGUCAUCUCUCUGCUCAAUGAGCCCAACACCUUCUCCCCGGCCAAUGUGGACGCCUCUGUCAUGUUUCGUAAAUGGAGGGACAGCAAAGGCAAGGACAAGGAGUAUGCAGAGAUUAUCAGGAAACAGGUGAUGUCAACGGCGGCGGAGGCUGAGCGCGAUGGCGUCAAGGUGCCCACCACAUUGGCGGAGUACUGCGUCCAGACCAGGGUCCCCUCCCAGGACAGCAGUUCAGACCUUCUCUACGAUGAUCUCUAUGAUGACGACAUGGAGGAGGAGGACGAGGAGGACGAUGAGAGCGAGAUGGAGUCCAUAGGUGAAGCGGGGGGGAUCAGCGCCGUGGAGGACGGUGGGACGUCCACCAGACAUUACGACAACCAGGACGACUCUGGCAACGAAGACUCAUGAUGAUCUGGAUGAUAACUGCUCCUUGCCAACUCCCCCCGCCACCCUCCUCCUUUUAUGUGUUACUUUCUGUGUGUGUGUGUAUGUGUGUGCGUGCGUGUGUGUGUGUUUGUAUGUGCACAUACAGUGGGGUCAAAAGUCUACUGCCAAAAACUUUUCAUCAUUUAUUAAACUAAUACAAAUGACUUGUCAAAUAACAGCUCUCAAUACUAUCAUAUAAGUUUUCAGCUAAAGUUUGUUGGUACUGUUUUCACUGAAAGUCAGAUUUGGUGUUUCCACCAUUUGCCUUAAUUACAGCUUGCACUCUGUCUGGCAACAAACAUUUUGCAGAGUUUGAGAAUUGAAAUUAUUCCAGCAAUGUUUAAGAGCACCCAGAGAGUUUUUAAAUAGUCGCAUUGAUGAGGAUCGAUGGCACGCAUUUGCAGAACAGAGCGGUAUUUCUGUAGAGACGUGUUGCGCCGUUGUCUUCGUAUUGUACUUUCAUGCAACCAGCUCCUCAUCCUAUUCUGCAAGUUGUUUGGUUGCCACCAUGAGGUUGAAACAAAAGUUUCUUCGAGUCUAGAGCAGUAAAAUGUCAGUAUUGUUCAGUCCACACUAAAUCAUCAGGACUCGUUUCAUUGAAGAAGUGGUUUCCUACAGUUUGUUGGUCUUUUAACUAUAGUUUAGUCAGAAUAGGACUUCAUUUGUUCCACUGGCUUUGUCUGUUGGAUGCAGAUGCAGUUCUGUCUCGUAAACAUGCCAGCUUUAUGCUCUGGUAUUCAGUUGGUGCCAUCUCUGUCCUGGUUUGGUUGAAAAUUUCCUGAUUUUUGUUUGUUUGUUUGUUUGUUUUCAAAAUCUUUCCAGCCUGCAUUUUACAGCCCUCUAAAAAUAAUAUGGCUGCUUUGCAAAAUUCUUUUGAUAGACAAAUUUUCAGGCAUAAACAGUAAUCAUAAUAACUAUUAACAGUGUAGAAGGAGCAUACAUGGGUUCAUAUUUGAAUGAUACUUUACACAAGGCAAAACAACAUUUUUAGAAAAUCUUCCCAUCACUUGUUUCCUACAGCAGUAUUACAGUUACUUUCAAGCACUUUCCAAAGAUAAAAAAAAUACUUUUAUCAGUUAUUAGUAAUGUAUUGUUUUGAAAACCAUCAGCUAAGUAAAUAAAUUGUCUUAGUUUUUGAUAAAUGAUGAAAACAAACUGUCCUUGUGGUGGUCUCUUGAACCCCACUGUCGCUGGUCAGCUCUUUGUCUGGCGAGUCAACCUCGGUAUUGUAUGGUUUUGUGUUAAAAGACUCGCUCUAUCCACCAUGUCUUUCCUUGUCUCCUUUAUGUUUUUUUUAAAUGUUUAUUUAGUUGACAUUUUGUCCUCCUCGACUUGUGUCUUGUAUUUUCUGGGCUGGUGCAGACAGUCUGGCUAAUGGAUGAUUUAGUUUGGCUCAUUAACCAGGCGAUGAGCUGGCCGGCUUGUCCUGUCACCGUCCCAUGGCAGAAUACCUCUGUCCUGCUCACGCCUGUCUGUUCGACUUUGAUGCAAUCAACUUAAGACUUGCAAACCCAGGCUCUGCCGUGACUCACUCCACCCUCUUGGACCCACCUUCAGUAGUGUCCAUCACAACUGCUCCCUUCACCAUCCCUCAAAGUAAACUCAUUAGGUUGGGGGUCAACAAGGUGAAGACCUUUUCUACCGUCGCCUCCUACACCUCUCUCUGCCUCUUAAACCUCAGGGCCUCAACAAGACUUUCACUGAGAGAGAAAAAAACAGUAAAAAUAGAAACUUAACACACAAACUGCUCCUCACCUCCAUUUUAUUUCUGAUUUUCUCUAUCACUGGUGUUAUUAGAGGGCAGAGAGUGACCUGAAAGUCUCUAAUCUCACCGCCAGCAGAGUGUUGCUGUUGGUCCUGAUAAGAGUCCUUUUAAGUUGUUUCCUUCUUGGUAGGUUAGACUCAAAUGGAAAAACAAAAAAAUCUAAAUAUGAACUAAUGACUUUCUCCUCCAGACAAUGCUCACAUUAUGUUGCUAUAGAUGUGAAAAUGUUACAUUUUUGCGCUGUGACUCCAACUUACGCUUAAUGCAACUUAGUGAAAAUUGGACGUUGUUACUGUGCUACACCACAUCCAGAGUAUGUUUAUCGACAGGGACAAAAUCAACAUGCAGCUUAGCUACACAUUAGCAUUUGAAUGAAUAUGACACUGAUUGCCUGUUAUCUGUGUGUGUGUGUGUGUGUGUGUGUGUGUGUUUGCGUGUGUGUUUGCGUGUGUGCGUGUAUAGUUACAUUUCCUAUUCAUCUAUUGACUACAGUGUCUCUGUGGAAUCAGUGCAGACUUCUGUCACUAGAGUGAUUUUUGCCCAAAUGACCUUUUGGACUUUGUCCAGUUGAGAAAACAUUCAAUGUGUGUUUGCACUGUGCUGUUUUGGGAGGUCUGAACUUGCUGAGGAUUUGACUGAUAAAAAAAAAAACACCCUCUGAGUAUUAAACUUUUGAACACACAGAGCCGCAUAAUGUGACUAAUAUUACUUGUGUGGCAUCAAGUAAACCAUGAGUUCACACGUUAGAGAUGCGUUUUAUGGUUGUUGGUGUGAAUCUGUUGACUUGUUCAACACAACAGCACACCGGACAAAGCUUUUGAUUCCAAUGGAUGGAUUUUAUGCCAAGGAAACCAAGUACAACCCAACAACCAUUAAUUUUAAAGACUAUGGAGCAAUGGAUGCAUGUAAAGGAUUUUCAAGCUGAAACUCUUUAAGAGAUGCGUUUUGCAUUUUAAUGUGAAGCCAAAGGAGUGAAACUUUCCCCCUAGACCCUUUGCUUUGGAAACCCACAGAGACUGAAUUCUGUUGAGGAUGCGGAGAGACUAAAGGCAAGAGGAAAUCCACUCCUAAACGGGAUCUUUAAAGGAUGUGAUAUCAAGGCACAAUAGGAAGUGGGUAGAUGUCAGAGAUUCUGGACUUGGCUUCAGGUGGUCCCAAUUUUUUUGUCCAUUUCUCACCAUAUAGAAAAUAAGUUAAGUCAUAGUAAGUUAAGAUAAGUACUCAUUUCAUGUGUGUCUGUUAAAUAUGAAGCUGCCACCAGCAGCCAGUUAGCUUAGCUUAGCACAGCAUAUAGACUGGAAGAAGGGAGAAGCAGCUAGCCUUGCUCCAUCCCAAAGUGAACAAAACAGCCUACCAGGACCUCUGAAGCUCACUUAUUAACAUGUUUGACUUGUUUGAGUAGUCUGUACAAAAACUGAAAUGUAAAAGUUACCAUUUGUGAUGGUAUAGGGGCUUACAGGCCGGACUAUUUCUUUGCCAGGAGCAGUGACUUCAGGUUGUCCCUAGUUUGUGUUAUGCUAAGCUAACCGGCUCCUGGCAGUGACUUCAUAUUUAACAGACACACAUGAGAGUGGUAUCAAUCUUUUCAUCUAACUCUCAGCAAGAAAGCAAAUAAGUGUAUUUCCCAAAUAUUGAUUUGUUGCUUUGAAACCAGGUUUUUCCCCACUACAAAUUUGGAAAUCGGAAUCGUCAUUGUUUCUAUUUCUUAGUAAAGUUUAGGUGUAGUGUAGCCUGUAUGAUAGCAAUUGACUGAUGAGAUUAGAGCUCUUCCAUCUUAAAAUCCUCCACUUUUUUUUACUUAAAUGUAUGCCUUGUUUUCCUACUGAGGGCAGAUGGAAAAAAGCUAAGGAGGCCUUUCGAGUAAAUUCCCAAACUCACCUUAAGAAAUUAUUCACUAAAAAGGGCCGCAGUCUAAGAUGUUGAGAUGUUAUUCCAUCCACACUGUUACAUACAAAAAAAAACCCUGAAUGAAAUCAUUUAGUUCAUUUAAUCUGUGUGUGUGAGCAUGUGUGUGCACAAGUGUGUAUUUUUUGAAGUGUGCACUGACGCUGUGAGAUCCUCCUGAGGAUGUCACAAGGUCACACACUUAAUAGACUGACCUGAGUGUGUCCACAGUGCUACCACAAUGUGUCCACACCUGUUAAUGUUAAUGCUGUCCUUGUUGGUUUCUUCUUUGAUUCAUUUUAUUUUCUUCAUCAUUUUGUGUUUGUGAGGAUGCAAAUGUCACUCAUAAAGUUUCUAUUGUUAAAAAAAAAAAAAAAGCAAAAAAAAACAAAACAAAAAACAAAACAUUGUUGGUUUUGUUUGCAGUAUAGCUUUGAUAUCUGUUGCUAAGCCCACAUGUCAUGGAAAAGAGACAACACAGCAAGUUGGUUUUUGGAGUAAAAUUAGAGGAGUGAUAUGCAAACUGAGGAAUACCGUUAUUGUGGUUAAGUUGGAAAAUCAUUCUAAAUAAAACCAGUAUUGAAGCCUGUCA